Messenger RNA from Ambispora leptoticha, 225 nucleotides. The record is from the annotation of a GenBank genome assembly. Lineage: Eukaryota; Fungi; Glomeromycota; Glomeromycetes; Archaeosporales; Ambisporaceae.
AUGGGAGGACAUUAUGUUAUUAUGGGUAGAAAAGUUCUAAAUGAAUACUUAACACUCGCCACUUGGACUACUUUUGGACUUGGCGUCUUCGCUGCAACACGCUCUUCUUCAAAAAAAGCUGGCUCAACUGUACCUAUCGUUGCGUCCUCACCCGAUGAAGAAGUAUUCAUCAAGGAAUUCUUGAAAGCUGCCGAGGCUGAAGAAAAUAAUGCAAAUGCUCAUUAA